AUGAGUGCUAACAAUGGUGUCACUGGCAAACUCUCUAGUAGAGUCAUGAAUAUGAAGUUUAUGAAAUUUGGUAAGACGGAUGACGAAGAGAGUUCCAACUCCAAUACGCCGUCUAAUAUCAACUCAGAUGUGGAACCUAUAGAGCAGAAAGGUAAACUCUUUGGUCUGGAUGACUCAGCGUGGGACCUCAAUAGCUACAAAGAUGAUUUAAAAAAAAUUUCAGGUAAGGAGAAGAAAAAGGUGAAAAGAGUAGUAUAUAAGAAGCGACCCAAUCUCAUAAUCUCCAACGUUGGUUACAGUGAACUGCGAAAACCUGAGGGUGUGAUAAGUGGGAGAAAAACCUUUGGCGAUAAUUCUGAUGAUAGUGGUUCCAGGAAGAGAAAGUUUGAUGAAGGCGAACAAAAUGAAGACGAGAAAAGGGAUGCUAAGGAUAAGGAAUUUACAGGGAGCCAAGACGAUGGAGAGGAUGAAUAUGACCUAGAUAAAUUAUUUAAGGAUAGCAUCAAAAAGAAAAAGACCAACCAUAAUGGUAAAAAUAAAAAUAGAAAUUCAAAAAAGUAG
Molecule: messenger RNA, 561 nt
Organism: Saccharomyces cerevisiae S288C
Lineage: Eukaryota; Fungi; Ascomycota; Saccharomycetes; Saccharomycetales; Saccharomycetaceae
Gene: MPP6
Product: Mpp6p
Exons: 1
Coding region: 1-561 (186 amino acids)
Cellular component (GO): nucleus
Source: RefSeq, marked reviewed